This is a messenger RNA of Symbiodinium sp. CCMP2592, 1659 nucleotides long. NCBI's taxonomy places the organism in Eukaryota, Dinophyceae, Suessiales, Symbiodiniaceae. The record is from the annotation of a GenBank genome assembly.
AUGGUGCAACGUAGACCUGCUAUGCUUCACCGCGGAGUUCACACAGAUGGUACCAAGAAACAUGCACAAAGGCUGCAGGUGGAAAAAGGUGCAAAAACUGAGCAAUUGGCACUGCGAGCCUUGAGUAGCAACUGCCUGAAUGUGAAUUUUGCCGCCUUCGCACCGGCCGGCCGAGGAAUCAUUUGCCUGCAGCCUGCUUUUGUUUAUUUGGAUUUGAGGGACAUGCUUGAGCAAUGGCAAAACUUUUCGUCGAGCUUCACACUGCCAAAGCUCCGGGACUUCUUCGAACAGGAGAUCAUCUCGACUCAAACGCCGGGUGCGCCUGGUGAUGCAGUUGCAUCUCCGUCACCCUCCCCUCUCCGCACCCAAGACGAUUACGGUCGGCCUGUGCUUGGAGAGGAGCCAUAUACAACGAUUCAGGAUAGAACGGACAGGAGCUCAGAGGCUCCAAGAGACGAAAGCCAUGCGGGGGCAUUCUCCAGCCUACUCUCUGAAGCUACACUCGAAAUUGGAGCUCCUGGCCAGAAGCACGAGUCCAGUGCGCUUGGAGAGCUUGAAGAGAAGACACGUCAGAGCCACCGUCCGGUGUACAUGCCAGACAUGCGAAUGGAUGAGGAGGACGCAGAAGAGCAUGACGCAAGCACACCGUUCCCUGCAGCUGCCGGCACGGGCGCGGAGGAGGAAAUCGCUGAGCAGUCGUCAGAUCUUUUGAAUCUGCAGGUUGCAACAACUGAAAUCCCGCACUGGCUGCAGAUGUCGAGCGCGGGACUUGUCUCUCAAUGGGCGCCGUUUUCUUCAUAUGCAGCUUCCGACACGAAUCUAAUUGUUAGACCACCUCCAAUGCCUGAAGAAGAGUGCCUUGCCCUCCUACCACCCGAAGCUACGCCGGAAGGGUUUCGGGUGCUCUCCGUGAAACAUCAGGAGUCUCUCAGUCGUGGUGCAAUUUCUCAUGGCAAAUGCUUUUAUUUUGAUGCUGCUGCUUUUCCGUCCUAUGAGUUCACCCCACACCCGUGUUUUGUCGAGCAGUGGCGUGGAGGUUUGCUUCUCUGGAGCGGAGCGGUCAGCCUGAGUUUAGGCACGUUAGGAGCGGUCGAUUUGCCACCACUGACACUGCCGGCAUUUGGGCGAAAAGAGCCUCGAAGCUUAUCCCAACUCGGAGAUUUCGAAGUUGAUGACAUCAUUUUCGUGCUUGGCUUUCACAAGGACUUUGCGGUCUCUGUUGGCCGCCACAUGGGCUUUUCAGAGAACCUUUUCGGAUACCAGAGCUAUUGCAUGGGAAAGAGAGCUUCGCCACGACAGGAUCUAGAUACCUUCAGAAAAAGCGCGAAGUACAUUGACGAGCUAGGAGACUUGGGGAAGCAUAUGCAAAUCAAUGUGGAGGUUGAUGAGAAGGAACUUGUCGCGAUCCGUGGGACGACUGAGUCGAGGGCCAACAUGGGUGCAAUGCUUGAACCUUCUGCCCAUGUUGAAGACACCACAAGCGUGGCAGAGCUGGACAGAGAGAACAGCUUGGUGAUGGCAGGUGUGGAGGUAGCCGAGGAAGGAGCUAUCCCCCACAAUGUGCGUUCCAGCACUUCCAGCGAUGCAUGGAAUGCGAGGCGCCAAGCGAUGCUGAACGCCAGACCAAGGCAUGCGCCUGAUCGCGAAGCAACGCUUUGA